AUGCAACAAUAUGCAGCCGAAAUUGUUGUGGAUAGAGUUUCACCUGGGUUUUUACUUUACCAACUAGGAGAUUAUGUUAAAGCUCGAGAAUAUUUUCAAAAAAUCUUAAACAUUACAUCUUUAAAGGGCCGUGAGAAAGCUCAUUGUUAUCGUGGACUGGGUGCAGUAGCAGCAGAAGAAAACAACUAUGAAGAAGCAUACAAGAACUUUAUAAAAGAAUUUGAUAUAUGGCAGAAACUCAACGACGAAGUAAGUCGUAUGGGAGCGUAUAAAAGUAUUGGAGAUAUGCUGUUUCAUAUGGGAAAAUUUAAAGAAGCAUUGGAAUAUCUUCAAACAGCAGGUGACUAUUUUAGAUUAAACGAUUAUAAGAUGGAAUAUACUCGCAUCUAUGGUAUGAUUGGGCAUAUUAUGGGUGUUGAUGAACAAUGGAAAAAUUGUCUGAUGUGUUAUGAGCUACAAUUGGAUGUGAGAGAAGAAAUGUUAGAUCCAAAUCAUGAAGAUAUUGGGAUUACUCAUGCACAUAUUGGUGUUGCCUAUGGUAGAAUGAAAAAAUAUGAAAAAGCAAUUGAGCAUUUUAGAAAAGCACUGAAUAUUUAUAGGCACUCAUAUCAACCAGAUCAUCCGAAUGUUCUCAAGGCUGAAGAAAACUUACAGAAUGCAAUCCGAUUGUUAAAUGAAGGACAAUAG
Rotaria sp. Silwood1 is the source of this 687-nucleotide messenger RNA. The record is from the annotation of a GenBank genome assembly. NCBI's taxonomy places the organism in Eukaryota, Metazoa, Rotifera, Eurotatoria, Philodinida, Philodinidae.